Molecule: messenger RNA, 429 nt
Organism: Calypte anna (Anna's hummingbird)
Lineage: Eukaryota; Metazoa; Chordata; Aves; Apodiformes; Trochilidae
Product: keratin-associated protein 4-3-like
Exons: 2
Cellular component (GO): keratin filament
Source: RefSeq, a predicted model, not a curated record
UGCUCUUCCUGUUGUCUCUCUUCCUGUUGUCUCUCUUCCUGUUGUCUCUCUUCCUGUUGUCUCUCUUCCUGUUGUCUCUCUUCCUGUUGUCUCUCUUGCUAUUGUCACUCCUCCUGUUGUCUCUCCUCCUAUUGUCUCUCCUCCUAUUGUCUCUCCUCCUAUUGUCUCUCCUCCUAUUGUCUCUCUUCCUAUUGUCACUCUGCCUAUUGUCACUCUUGUCACUCUUCCUGUUGUCUCUCUUCCUGUUGUCUCUCUUCCUGUUGUCACUCCUCCUGUUGUCACUCCUCCUGUUGUCUCUCCUCCUGUUGUCUCUCCUCCUGUUGUCUCUCCUCCUGUUGUCUCUCUUCCAUGUCAAAAUAUGGCAUUUCCAGCACACACGUGCUUUUUCUUCACCUAAGGCAGAUAACAAUUAAUGUCUUCAAAGCUUAG